ACAGCUCUGAGAGUGCCUGCGUCAGCAUGGUGUUGCAUUGGACAUUAAAAAACAGCCAUCAAACACACUUUCACAGGUUUUUUUUUUUUUUUUUUGAGAAACACUUUUCUGGGAUUAUGCAACUAAAAGAAAUACUGAAGAAAAGUGUUUUCUGCAUGAGUCAGACUUGCUGAUGAUGCAUGUAGCAGAAUAGGCUUGGGGAGCAUCGCUAUAGCAACCGCAAACAGAAAAGCACUUCAGAGCAAUCUCAAAGAGGAAAUGUGACCUGGGCCAUUACACAUCUACAAGCCAUACAAGACAACUGGAUCACUUCUAAAGGUAAAAUUUAAGGUGAGCAGCAGAGGGCUGGUGACAGCUGCGAGCAUGUCGUGGUUCAGUUGGAACGAACCGUACUAUCGGAGCCCACGACGUGAGCCGUCUGAAGUGGUUACGGACACACUGAUGCUGGAGCUGAGCUGGCAGAUGAAGGAGGCCGAGAGGCUGCAGCGGGAGCGAGACAAUGAAUACCGACGGCUGAAGAGCGGCGUGGACUACAGCUGGCUCAUGAGCACCCCACGCAGCUCAUUUGACAUCAGUCAAGGAGAGAGACUCGGCCUUGAGGACCUGUGUAGCAAAGUACCACCAUCAUACUGUGGAUCGGUAAUACAAAGGUUCCGGCAGGUGCUGAUGGAGAAUGAGCCUGAGCUGCAGGAGGUUUCUGGACUCUUCCGCUCUGUGCUUUUGGAAACACUUGAGCGUGUUCACGAGGAGCAGGAGGCUCAGCGUCUGACCCACCAGUGGAACAACAGACGCUCCAUAAGCCUGUCGCUGAUGAGCUUCAAGUCUCGCGUGCGAAUCAACCCUUUCGGCAGCACCUUGGGACUGAAAUCAAACAGUUAUGGCUCGGAGGAAGAAGGAGUAGAUGUCAAGACUGUGUGUGGGGAUGUCGAGAAGGGCUUUGGUCAGACAACAGAGAAAGUGCAGCGUGGGUGGAGCAUGCCAGAGUUCCGACACAAGGGAAUCAAUGGGAAAGCUUGAGUGGGAUUCAGCAGGAUCUGAUCUGAUAUUCCCAGCAUCACCUUCACUUUCAGUGUAUUAUUAUUUCCAGAAGUAUGGAGGUAAGAGCUAUGUUGAUGUUGGGAAAUAAAACUAAAGUCUUAUAAGCAAAGCACCAUGAAUCAAUAAAUCUGCUACAAGGACUAUAGAUCAAAAAGGCACACUUUUCAUUUUUGACUAAAUGUGCAUAUAUGCAGUAACUCCUAAAACAGGAAAGCAGAUAUAUGUGAAGCAUUCUGAAAUAAUCAGUUGCCUAAUGUAUCUAGUGAAAUUUGGAAAAAUUGGCUUUUUAAAUGGCCCUUCUGUUUGACAAUUGAUACAAAAAACAAAACAAAACAAAACAGCAGGUCAACUUUUGUAAUAUUGCCCCAUUUUUCAAAACAGGUUGUGCUGUAUUUUGUGUGGAAAUGCUCAGAUGCUUGUGAUGUGCAAGUGUGUAAGUGAUGUUAGUCAGUGUAACUGUAGAAUGUAAAUGUAUGAAACCAAUAAAUGCUUUAAUUUUAUUGUGCUGAAAAAUAAAGAUUUAUGCACAUUU
Messenger RNA from Cyprinus carpio (common carp), 1570 nucleotides. Its product is annotated as retinal degeneration 3, GUCY2D regulator. The record is from RefSeq and is a predicted model, not a curated record. NCBI's taxonomy places the organism in Eukaryota, Metazoa, Chordata, Actinopteri, Cypriniformes, Cyprinidae.